AUGUCAGAGGGGCGGCGAUUGCGGGAUUGCUGGUUACUGAGACUUGACCAAUCGCGGUGGCAUCGGGUUCAAGCAUCUGGCACGCAGCCGGGGCCAAGGUCAGGAUGUUGUGGUUUGGUGAUGGUGCAUUCGUUCCUUGUUCUGGGAGACACCAGAACCAGCGACGUGGCACAGCUGGACUUGGCAACAGCUUGUUGGAAAUCCUGCAGGGGCGAUGGAGAAGUUCCAGAUGCCCGAGAAUUCUAUCAAGUCGCCCAAUGUAGUGCUACGAGCUUCGUCUUGUGUGGCGGACGACCGCAUCCCGAGCAGCAGGACAUAUCAAUGUUUCUGGCUGAUAUUUUGCUUCCGAUGCCGUCAGAUACAGAUGACUCAGAUGACAUUUUAACAAUUAGAUGGUCGCGUGUGAUUUGCCGCAGUCCACCAGUAGACCGUUUUGGAUGCGGUCUUGUUGCCUUGACUGGAUGUUACAUGGUAAUCUUCGGCGGAACCAGCAAAAGAGGGCAGGAAGAGGAUGCAUUCGUGUGCCUCCUCGAUCGAAGCGUGGACUGUAAAGCAACCUGGGCUCAGGUGAACGACUCUGGAGAAAACCAGCCGACAAAGCGAGAUGGCUUUGUGAUGGUUGGGCUACCUGAUUCGACUGGUAUCGGCACGCGGAUAUUUAUGUCUGGUGGUGGAGUGUGGGAUGACAACUUGUAUCACAGUGACAUGUGGGUCUUUGACAUCAACAUCCAUGAUGACGUGAAGAAGGCCAUGUCUGAUUCUCAGGGUGCAUUCGUGAAAAGGGUUGUGGGUGUCGUCCGCUUGCUCUUUGAAGAUGUGAUCCAAGGGGUGUUGCAGAUCCUCUUUUUGGCUGAGUUCUGGCAGAAGCUACAUUGGACGAGCCGCGCGUUCACGAUCAGCUCUGUUGUUGCAGGACUGGCAUGUUCCGCGGGCGGGCCGGUCAACGAAUACAUUGCAGAGCUACGACAUCGUGAAGACCAACGUCGCCUUCAGCAGAGUGUCGAGAGAUUGCGGUCAGAAACAACGCUGCAAAGCUCAUGGAAGAAGGAGGCAAUCGAUGGAGACGUGCUGCCGGAGGUGCUUCUAGAAAACCGGGAGCACGAACAUGCAAGUGGGGCGCCGGCAGCGGUGACUCCUCACGCUCAAAACCGUGCGUCUCACAAGUAUCCUGCAGCACAUCCAGAGUUGGCGGUCCAGGCGAUGGAUCGAACAGUGUACGAAGAUGUCGCGGAUUUGUUGACUUCUCGAACCAGCUUGUAUACUUGCCUAUUGCUGCUGUCAUCUGGAUUCUGGCUCUACGUCGCGUUCCUUCCAUACUUACAAGCCAGCCUCUUCGAAAGUACGGAUGAGCACACCUGCCAUGGCAUCUCAGCAGGCUUCAAAGGAGGCUUUGUGCUGUUGCUACUGUCGUCUGUGGCAUUCGAAUAUUGGCUCAUCACUCAGACUCAAAAGGGUCUGAAGUACCUCAAGCACCAUCGCCUACAAGUUGCCUUUCAUGUGUCGCUGACCUGCCUGGGGAAAUAUGACGUCUUCUCCGACGUUGCGUUUUGGAUCAUGGCGAAAGACUGUGGGUUUUCGCAGGCUAACAGUGUCCUGCUCACAGCGAUUAUUGGCAUUGGAUUCCUGCAGUGCUUACCGGGAAUGAUGUGUUUGUGCUUGCGACUGAACUGGGCCUUUGCCUUCAAAUUCAACGACUGUAACAUGCUUUUAGCUGCGACAGACAACGGCUACUGA
Symbiodinium sp. CCMP2592 is the source of this 1734-nucleotide messenger RNA. The record is from the annotation of a GenBank genome assembly. Lineage: Eukaryota; Dinophyceae; Suessiales; Symbiodiniaceae.